AUGGAGCCGUACGCUCACACCGCGACGGCGGACGAGCUGGACGAGAUGGCGGAGAAGCUCGGCCGGCUGAACUCGCGGGGAUCCGGCUACUCGCGCCACACGCAGUCAGUGUCAUCGGUGGACGAGCGAUACGACGGACGACGCCGAGUCCCGUCGUCGGGUAGCAUGUCGCUGUCGCACGCGCCCGACUCGCCGAGGUAUCCCGGCCAGGAUGAUGUCUUUCGGCUGCCGACCUACGAGAUCGGGGACCGGCCCGCCGCGGCGGGCCCCAUGCAGCCUCCCGGCACCCCGCGAGCCUACCCGCAGUUCCACCGAAAAGACUCGUACUCGUCCGAGAGGCGCCCGUCCAGGGGUUCGACGGCCGGCUACAGCCUGUACCCCGCACCCAAGCCGCCAAUGACCAAGCCGCUGCCGCCCGUCCCUGCGCUCGCGCUCGGCCGCCAGACCUCGCGCCGCGCUUCGUCGCAACCGUCGCUGGACGGCUCGGAAGCCGGAUCGGGGGAGACAUCAUCCCGCUACUCGCAGUCGUCGUCGAGGGGAAGCACGCUCGAGCGUGUCUCUUCGACCGGGAGCGCGACGGCGUCCACCCCCGCGGCCCCGUUAUCGUCACCCACAACACCGGGCGAAUUCCGCGCGCCGCUGCGGCCAGUGCGACCGCCGCAGCAGCCGAUGCAACCGCAGCACCCGUCCUCCUCGCAGGUGACCCUGGUCCCCUGGAAACAGCUCGUGUCCAACGACAAGCCGCUCAAGGAGCCGUCCGUCUACUUCUUCGACAUAUCCACCACCUCGGCGACGCUGGCCAGCAAGCACGGCAACAACAUCGUCCGGAUAUGGUCCGUCGGCAGCGGCGAGGUGCAGAACAACCUCAAGAUCUCGUGCUACACCACCGCGCAGGCGCGCUCGCGCGAGUACUUUGUGCGCAGCCACGCGAUCCUGUCGGAGCCCUCCAACCUGAUCGCCAUCGCCACCGGCUUCGGCGACACGCUGGAGAUCUGGGACUGGGGCAAGAAGAAGCGGCUGCAGACCUUCGACAACGCCAACCGCUGGGCGGCCGUGCGCUCCAACGUCAUGGAGGCCGGCUGGUGCUCGCUGGUGACGUACAACGGCGACGCCGACACCAUCGACCUGUACGCGCCGACCCGCAACGCCAAGAAGCCCUUCAAGAAGGCCCGCACCAUCGAGCUGCGCAAGGCCGGCCUGCCCGUCCUGCCCAAGUACCCGGAGCUCGCCUUCUCCGCCACCGGCCCGCUGCUCGUCACCGCCUCCGGCCCGCGCCCGCCCCGCCUCGGCCACCCGCCCCCGGAGCGCGAGACGCUGCUGACCGCCUGGGAGGUCCACGACGGCGCCGCCACCGCCACGCCCUACAAGGUCGUCGCGCCCUGGCAGCACUCCGAGCUCGACACGGCGCUGCCCUCGGGGCUAGCCACGUACGGCUCGGUGGCCGUGUCGAUCUGGAUCCCGGCGUCGUACCGGGCGGUGCCGAUCCCCGCCGAGCGCGGCGGCACGGGCGGCUACAACCUGGCGCCCGUGGCCGUGCCCUACCGCCACGUGCUGGUGUGGGACUUCGCGGCGAGCUCGACCCGGACGUUCCGCAUCCCCAACACGUCCUCGUGCGUGUCGCCCGACUGCCGCUUCGUGGCCUACUGCGACGCCCGCGGCGUCGAGAGCGGCGCCCGCGGCUGCCUCGCCCUGCUCGACGCCAUGACCGGCCGCCAGCUGUGGUGCUGGCCCGAUCCCGACGCCGGCGUCAUGGACGACGCCGUCCAGAACCACCUGCCGGACUUGAGCAAGGUGUCCGAGAUGUGCUUCUCGGCUGACGGCGGCUUCUUGUUCGUCGGCGAUUUGGACGGGGGCAUUGCUGUGUUUGAGGUGAGGGAGGGGAGCGGCGGCGCCGCGGGGUCGGGCGCGAGCUUGCGCGGGGUGAGAUAGUGAAUGGGAUGGGAUGGGAUGGGGUUGGGUUUCCCUGGGAUUGGUUGGGAUGAGACAAGGUGACGUAAUGAUCGUGGUACAGUUUACGUGCGGCGGUGGAUUAUCCCUGGGAAGGUUUUGGAUAGGUCGGGCUGGUGCUCGGAGGCGGCACGGCGUUCUUUGGGUAGGUCCCGGAUGGACGGCUUUUCUUUUGGCUGGCGAAUGUGGCAUCACUUGUAGUAACGCGAGGCUAGAUGGUGACGAACUUCGCUCCCGUAUAAGGAGAUGAGGAUACCCAAUUGUGUAAUCUGGUCAGUGU
Thermothielavioides terrestris NRRL 8126 is the source of this 2227-nucleotide messenger RNA. RefSeq lists its product as uncharacterized. Gene Ontology annotation, molecular function: protein binding. The transcript is spliced from 2 exons. The record is from RefSeq and is a predicted model, not a curated record. NCBI's taxonomy places the organism in Eukaryota, Fungi, Ascomycota, Sordariomycetes, Sordariales, Chaetomiaceae. Bases 1 to 1929 code for a protein of 642 amino acids.